Messenger RNA from Geodia barretti, 2157 nucleotides. Lineage: Eukaryota; Metazoa; Porifera; Demospongiae; Tetractinellida; Geodiidae. The record is from the annotation of a GenBank genome assembly.
AAAUUUACGCGUGGGAGUACAUAAAUAAACGAAGGGGAACCGAGGGGAACCGAGGGGAACAGGAAACCCUCCGGGUCCAUGAGUGUUGUUGGGGAUUUGGUUGGGCCUUUGCGCCCUAGCUACGACGGUCCGGUUGAUAAUGAGAAUAUCUAUCGCCGAAAUGGUGGUUGCGGGGUGGUGGCAGAGGACAAGUUUUACGUCUGGGGCGGAGAAGGAGCCGAGCAGCGUCUACUGGAUCCGGACAGCGAAGAGGAGGAGGAUUUUUCCGUGGCCCAGGUGGGCGGUAUCUGGUGUGUCACUGUCCUCCCUCCUCCGCGCGUCACCGACUACCCUUUCGACGUCUAUGACAUGCACGAAUGCACUUGGAGCCGACAGAAGACAACGGGAGAUGUCCCCCUUCUAGGCUUAGGGUCGUCUCUUAACCAUCAUGUGCAAUCUAGAACCAUGUACCUCUUUGGUGGAUGGAAUUAUGGCAACUUUGAUGCAGAAGUGUACCGAAUUGUUUUAGAUGAUUGGUGCUGGUUCAAAGUCGAGAUAACAAGCACGAUAAAGCCAAUGGGAAGAUACAUGACGGGAACCCUGAUCCACGAGGACAGACUUUGUACUCUGGGUGGGGCGGGACUGGACAUUACCCCGGAUAACGAAAGUAAUCCUCAAGACCCAGGUGCUCGCUACGAACAAACCUACUUCAAGGGUGCAGGAUUUGGACUGAAUAAUGAGUACUGGGAGUUUGACAUGAAUACUAAUGAGUGGAGUGUGCCCUUGGGGAAGUUUGCCCAGAGACCAGACCCUCUCAACUGUCACUGUUUUGUCAAGUUUGAUUCUUCCAGGGCCAUACUCUUUGGGGGCGGAUACAAGGGAGAGAAAAGAAAUGAAACCAGGAUUUUUAACCUCACGGAGAGAAAAUUCAGUGAACCUUUGAAAUUUUCGGAGCCUUGCCCUAUUGGACGAGCCUUUACAACCCUCACACCACUGAUUGACCCUUGCACUGUUAGACACAAACAAGGAAGUGGUCCUGUACCACGUCAGAUGAUGCUGUUACUCUGGGGAAAGAUUGACAACAUCCUGACAGACUCGUGGAUUCUUGAGGUGGACAUAGACAACGAAGAUGCCUCCUGGAUUCAGUUGGACAUCAACACCUAUGCCAGGGCAUGGCAUAUAGCUGGCCCUCUCUAUUACCCAAAUUCAAAUCAGUGCCGACUGGCAAUAUUCGGAGGGAAUGUUCAUUGGGAUGGGUUUGUAGGGAGGCGACGGAAUAUAGGAGAUGUGCGUAUGGUUCAGUUUGGAUGCUAUUUGUUUGUGAGUGACAGUGGAGAGCAGGCACUACUAAUGACAGGGGAGCUGGAACUCCACCUGUGGGAGCUGAGAGAUGGUCUCCACUCUGAGUGGUGGAGGUUGCCAGUUCCAGAUGAUGUCUCUCUUCCUCACACCUCCUCCAGAAACACUGCCAUCGACGCCACCUUCACUGUCCAUCAGGUGUUGGGAGAGUGCUGUGAGUGUGACAUUGUCUUCACAAACAAGAACACUGCUGAAACUACUGUAGCCAACCUACUCCUCACUUGGAACACGUCCCAGUCUCAUGUGUUCAAAACUGCAACCUCAAGUCCUUUAACAAACGAGCAAGUCUCUAGAAUCAAGAAGACAAACGAGUGUAGAGACCCAGCUCCAGAUACAGCUGCCAGAGGAAGUGCCUCGGCCUGUUUUAGUGGAGUGCAGGCUACCCCAGUCCCCUUCCCUGUGACUGUAGACUGGAAGUCAUGUGCAGUAUCAUCUCCAGACUCAUCGUCCCACCACUCACCAUGUGGUAGAGGUUGCUAUGUGGUAAAGUUGGCCCCAACAGCCAGAGUGGUUGCAGUGGCCGUCAACCACAACAUGGCUGCCGACACACACAUUUUGUUUAUGGAUCUCCUGAAUGAGGUGUCUCUCUCAAGUCCUGUCUACCUCAAGAGCAAUCGUGAAAUGACUGGAAGGACAUUCUGGGUGACCAGCUUGUCGUGGAGUGGAGAUGGACUCCUACUGGGGGCCAUGACCCACAGAGGCUGCCUCUUCCUCCUCCCUCGGUUUGGCCCUCCCCUCAGACUCAUUACCAGUGGGUGUGGUUUGGACUUGGGCCCCACCUACCUUCUACCACUUCAUCCACUCAUCACUGUCCAGUAG